Molecule: messenger RNA, 3443 nt
Organism: Apodemus sylvaticus (European woodmouse)
Lineage: Eukaryota; Metazoa; Chordata; Mammalia; Rodentia; Muridae
Gene: Slc27a1
Product: solute carrier family 27 member 1
Biological process (GO): phosphatidylserine biosynthetic process; cardiolipin biosynthetic process; medium-chain fatty acid transport
Cellular component (GO): plasma membrane; mitochondrial inner membrane
Molecular function (GO): long-chain fatty acid transmembrane transporter activity; fatty acid transmembrane transporter activity; long-chain fatty acid-CoA ligase activity
Source: RefSeq, a predicted model, not a curated record
CUUAGGAUUCUGGAAUGUCAACAGGGCGCGAGGGAGCUCUUGCCCCUGUGGAGCAACAAGGGGAUUCUGGGGUGCGCUAGGGUCUCUUGGGGGAGCUCCUGGAGUGCAAGAAAGGCUCCUGUCGAGGAAGGAUGGAGCUGAUGUGCGCCUUGGGGUUCUGGCACGUGACUUGUUAAGGUUUGGGAGGUAGAAUUGGGGUUUGGGGCUCCUAAUCUCCAAGACUGAGGCCUCUGCAACCCCUACCCCACCCCGGGGUGUGAAUUUCGACUCUCUCGGAGUCUGGAAUGCUGAGAAGCCUCGGGGUUUGGAUCUAGGACAAGCUAGAUCAGGCAAGCUCCAGCACAGGCGGGCCCUGGGCGGGAGCUGCGCAUCUGGGGCGCGGGUUGGGUUCUUGGAGACUUUCUGGGAUUAGGCGGAACGGAGCCACACCCCCUGGAGCCAUAGCUCCGCCUUCAGCACCUGCUUAUUUUCACCGCUUGGUUGCCUUGGAGACUCGAAGGAUGCGGGCUCCCGGAGCAGGAACAGCCUCUGUAGCCUCGCUGGCGCUGUUUUGGCUUCUGGGACUUCCGUGGACCUGGAGCGCGGCGGCAGCGUUCGGUGUGUACGUGGGUGGCGGCGGCUGGCGCUUUCUGCGUAUCGUCUGCAAGACGGCGAAGCGGGACCUCUUUGGCCUCUCCGUUCUGAUUCGUGUGCGGCUAGAGCUGCGACGACACCGGCGAGCAGGAGACACGAUCCCACGCAUCUUCCAGGCCGUGGCCCGGCGACACCCAGAGCGCCUGGCACUGGUGGACGCGAGUAGCGGUGUAUGCUGGACCUUCGCACAGCUGGACACCUACUCCAACGCUGUGGCCAACCUGUUCCACCAGCUAGGCUUUGCCCCGGGCGACGUGGUGGCCGUGUUCCUAGAGGGCCGGCCGGAGUUCGUGGGACUGUGGCUGGGCCUGGCCAAGGCCGGUGUGGUGGCUGCACUUCUCAAUGUCAACCUGAGGCGGGAGCCCCUGGCCUUCUGCCUGGGCACAUCAGCUGCCAAGGCCCUCAUUUAUGGCGGGGAGAUGGCAGCGGCGGUGGCGGAGGUGAGUGAGCAGCUGGGGAAGAGCCUCCUCAAGUUCUGCUCUGGAGAUCUGGGGCCUGAGAGCGUCCUGCCAGACACGCAGCUCCUGGACCCCAUGCUUGCCGAGGCGCCCACCACACCCCUGGCACAAGCCCCAGGCGAGGGCAUGGAUGAUCGGCUAUUUUACAUCUAUACUUCUGGGACCACGGGGCUUCCUAAGGCAGCCAUUGUGGUGCACAGCAGGUACUACCGCAUUGCAGCCUUCGGCCACCAUUCUUACAGCAUGCAGGACUCCGAUGUGCUCUACGACUGCCUACCGCUCUACCACUCUGCAGGGAACAUCAUGGGCGUGGGACAGUGUGUCAUCUACGGGUUGACGGUGGUACUGCGCAAGAAAUUCUCCGCCAGCCGCUUCUGGGAUGACUGUGUCAAGUACAAUUGCACGGUGGUGCAGUACAUCGGUGAAAUCUGCCGCUACCUGCUGCGGCAGCCGGUGCGCGACGUGGAGCGGUGUCACCGCGUGCGGCUGGCGGUGGGGAACGGACUGCGGCCGGCCAUUUGGGAGGAGUUCGCGCAGCGCUUCGGCGUGCCGCAGAUUGGCGAGUUCUACGGCGCCACCGAGUGCAACUGCAGCAUCGCCAACAUGGACGGCAAGGUGGGCGCCUGCGGCUUCAACAGCCGAAUCCUCACGCAUGUGUACCCUAUCCGGCUGGUGAAGGUCAACGAGGACACGAUGGAGCCACUGCGGGACUCCCAGGGCCUGUGCAUCCCGUGCCAGCCCGGGGAACCCGGCCUUCUCGUGGGCCAGAUCAACCAGCAGGACCCUCUGAGGCGUUUCGAUGGUUAUGUUAGCGACAGCGCCACCAACAAAAAGAUUGCCCACAGCGUGUUCCGAAAGGGUGACAGCGCCUACCUCUCAGGUGACGUGCUAGUGAUGGACGAGUUGGGCUACAUGUAUUUCCGUGACCGCAGCGGGGACACCUUCCGUUGGCGCGGGGAGAACGUGUCCACCACGGAGGUGGAAGCUGUGCUCAGCCGCCUGCUGGGCCAGACGGACGUGGCUGUGUAUGGGGUGGCUGUGCCAGGCGUGGAGGGGAAAGCCGGCAUGGCGGCCAUCGCAGAUCCGCACAGCCAGCUGGACCCUAACUCAGUGUACCAGGAACUGCAGAAGGUGCUGGCAUCCUAUGCCCGGCCCAUCUUCCUGCGUCUUCUGCCCCAGGUGGAUACCACAGGCACCUUCAAGAUCCAGAAGAGCCGGCUGCAGCGCGAAGGCUUCGACCCGCGCCAGACCUCAGACCGGCUCUUCUUUCUAGACCUGAAGCAGGGGCGCUACCUACCCCUGGAUGAGAGCGUCCAUGCCCGCAUCUGCGCAGGCGACUUCUCACUCUGAGCCUGGCAAGGGUGACGGGCCUGGACUCCUGAGACCCAGAAGCCUGAUACCCUCUUCAGGUGCUUCUCCUGCCGGGCCACGUGGACAGCAGCCCCUGUGGGAGUAGGAAACCGGAACCUGAGUGGCUGGGGUCCCUCUCCUACUUCCGUCUAUGCAUCCAUUGGCCUCCGCCUUCAUCUUUUUCUCCGUCUCUUUUCUCCCUACCCACAAAACAUGUUGGCUGCUGUGUCCUGCAGUUGGACCAGUGUGUAGAGGUCCAGGCUGCAGGCUAUGACCCACACUGGCGCCCACCUCCCUUUCCCAUUGUGCCUUAGGUUCAUCCACGGUUCCCUUGGAGCACGUGGGGCCCACAUAGCUGCUGUCCCCGUUGAGGGUUGAUAGCAGGCACACCCUCGUGUCAUCUGGAAGACACAUGCAGUCUCCCACUGACCCCCAAUCAACUGAAAACAUUGUUUUGUAUUAUUGUUUCGUUUUGAGAUAGGGUCUCGCUGUGCAGGCCACGCUGGCCUCAGACUCACCACCCCACUGCCUCUGGGCACCAUUCUGCAGUCUCAGACCGAGGACACUUGUCACUAGUGUCCCUAGGGGCCUUCUGAGUCUCCACUUUCCCUCAUAAAAGCUUCCUGAACUGACUGAUCACUUGGAUGUGGCUAGCGUUGGCUCUGCCCACGUGUCACUCUGAAAGCCCUCACCCUGGCACAACUUACUGUGGUGUGCUCUUGGGCACCCCCUGGUGGCAGCCCUGGACAAGCCUCCCCGUUGCACUAGUGCAGAUAGCCUAGACCCUGCUGCCUAUGACAUUAGAGUUCUGCUCUUCUGGCUCCCGUGGUCCCCACUGAGAUCCUUGGUGACGCACCUCAGUCACCAAGCAGGGCCUCGGUCUGCCUUCAUCUGCAAGGGCAGGAAGGGCGUGGACAGCGCAGCCACGGCUGCCGGCAAUCAACCAUGCACGAGUGUUAUUUCCUUGUUGGUUUAAAAAAAUAAACGUGCUGCGCUUUGACA